Drosophila mojavensis is the source of this 803-nucleotide messenger RNA. RefSeq lists its product as uncharacterized. The record is from RefSeq and is a predicted model, not a curated record. The coding region runs from base 116 to 421 and encodes 101 amino acids. Lineage: Eukaryota; Metazoa; Arthropoda; Insecta; Diptera; Drosophilidae. The transcript has 2 exons.
GGCACGUGUGGGCGUAUACGCAAAUAGAUUCGCCUCAGAAUUCAAUGGACGAUACAAUUUCAAUUUCGUUUCUCUCUCUUUUUAUCAGACCGUUAGUCAAGGGGAUAAUGAUGGCAUGUUACACAAUCCAAUGCUCUACGAUCCACUGGAUGGCGUCGUGAAGACCUCCAAGACCCGCCAAUAUAUAGCCGCACUCCUCAUUUGCCUGGGCGCUGUUGCUGCGGGCACUGCCUUGGCCUGGACCAGUCCCGUGCUGCCUCAAAUCAGUGCGCCCGUAGUUAAUAGCAGUACAAUAGUGGCUCCGACCAAGUACACUGGAAAUGAGACUAGCCCAGUUAGUCCACCCAUACCGCACGAUGAUCAACUACAACUAACUGUCGCCCAACUUCAGUUUCUUUUAUAUCGCUAUGCUUACAUAUAAGAGUAUUAUCGGGGGCAAUUUAUGACUUUAAUCUGUGUUCAUUUGAUGUCACAAGACUCAAUCGAAGAAUUUAUACAGUUCUCGGCAUGAAAUUUACAAGGUAUAAAAGUAACCUGUUAAAGAUUUUUAAUAUAUGUAAGCUUAUUAUCUGCAUAUGUGUUAAGAAUCAAAAAUUUUUGUAGUUAUACCAGCCAUUCGAUCUCCGAAAUUAUUAUCUGGAAACUGAUUCUGAGAUUUUAGUUAACAAAUGACCCCAAUUCAACUUGAUGUCUUUUAAUUUCAUUUAUUUAUGAGAAAUAUAUUAUUAGACAAUAUAAGGGUAUAGGAAUAACUUUGUGUUUAAUGCAUUUAUUAUCAUGUGAGUCAAGUUCUAAUCGCCGUA